Messenger RNA from Fusarium venenatum, 768 nucleotides. RefSeq lists its product as uncharacterized. The record is from RefSeq and is a predicted model, not a curated record. Gene Ontology annotation, molecular function: metal ion binding; RNA binding. Lineage: Eukaryota; Fungi; Ascomycota; Sordariomycetes; Hypocreales; Nectriaceae.
AUGCCCGUCGCUGUCGAAUCUCUCGCCUCCACCAUCCUCAAUCACUCUGCGACGCCCUACAACUUCCGCUUCUCACCCUUCCUCCGACAAACCUACCAGGUCGGCCUCUCCCCCGAUCGACCAGUAUGCAAAGCUUUCCAGUCAGGUCAUUGCCCGAAUGGCACGCGAUGCCCUGAACGGCACGUCUCCGACUCCAAGACAUCACAACCGACUGGCGGUCUCAACUCGCUCGUGUGCAAACAUUGGCUGCGUGGCCUAUGUAAAAAGGGCGAGCACUGCGAGUUUCUUCACGAGUACAACCUACGAAAGAUGCCCGAGUGUAAUUUUUUCAUGCGAAAUGGAUACUGCUCUAAUGGCGACGAGUGUCUCUAUCUUCACAUCGAUCCUCAAAGUCGACUGCCGCCUUGUCCUCAUUACGAUAUGGGCUUCUGUCCUCUCGGCCCCAACUGUUCGAAGAAGCACGUGCGUAAGAAGCUCUGUGUCUUUUAUCUGGCUGGUUUCUGCCCUGAUGGGCCGGAUUGUAAGGAGGGCGCUCAUCCUAAAUGGUCAAAGGAUCUCGAGAAGCCAACUCUCAAGUCGGAAGAAAAGAAGGACGAGGAGAUGAGAAUGGAAUUUCCUCAGGACGAUAUGGACAGACAGCGCGACCAACAAAGAGACAGAGAUCGAGAUGAUGGAGGAAGACAUCGAGGAGGUCACGGUGGUCACGGAGGUCACGGUGGCAGAGGGAAAUGGAGAGGAAGAGGUAGAUAUCGUGCAAGGGGUCACUAA